AGAAAAAGAAAGUAAAUAAAGUUUGACUUUGUAAAUAAUAAACAUGCACUAUAAUUUGGGUGCAGGGAAUAAUUUAAUUUCUUUUUCUUUCAAACAAAAGGCCUAGGCUCAACUGUGAAAGAAGUUAUCCGAGUGCCCAGUUCAAUUUUCUUUACCCCCCACUAAACAUUCGGGAACUGGAGUUUCUUUAUCCCGCCCGAAGAUGUCAAAAUUAUUCUCCUUCUCUAUCCUCGUCUACUUACUUUCUACACUUUCCGCCGCCCAGGAGGGCAACUCCUCCGCCGGCAACGGAGGCGGGGCGAGUCUGGAGCUCUGGUGCGUGGCCAAAAACAACGCCGAGGACGCCGCACUCCAGUCAGCGAUUGAUUGGGCCUGUGGAGCCGGCGGCGCGGACUGCGGCCCCAUCCAGGCCGGCGGGCCGUGCCACGACGCCUCCGACAUCCGGCGCAUGGCGUCGUACGUGUUCAACGAUUACUUCAUUAAACACGGCAUGGCUAAUGGCACUUGUGAUUUCCAGAACUCCGCCGCCCUCACUUCUCUGAACCCUAAUUUCAAUUCGUGCAAGCUCCCAUCAAGCCUAAGCAAACCAUUUAAAAUAGGAGUAGGAACGUCACAAGCAGAUGCGUACGAUAGCAGUUCUGUAAAGAUUCUCGGGCGGAUGUGGGGUUUGAUCACAAUCUGUUUGUUGUUAGUAACUGCUCUCAUUUUGUGAGGAAGUUAAUGCUGGUAGGAUGUGUCUCCCAUGUUUGAUGCGCCGAAGUUGAAGGCUAAAGUGGCAUUUUCUGAAGAUCACCUGAAUAUAUAUGUACUUCCAGUUGAGGUCUGCAAUUUUUUGAAGUAUUUGGGUUACUCUCGUUAUUUAAAAUGUUUUAAUUCAGUUUUGGGAACACCAUGGUCUGUUUGCUCUUGAAUCUUCCCAUUUUGACCAGACGUUCAUCCUAUUUGGGCAAUUGUAAUUAUA
Messenger RNA from Cuscuta campestris, 961 nucleotides. Lineage: Eukaryota; Viridiplantae; Streptophyta; Magnoliopsida; Solanales; Convolvulaceae. The record is from the annotation of a GenBank genome assembly.